AUGGGCGCCAAUCCAAUCGCCCUCGUCAGCGACAUACUGGCAAUUUGUGUCAAUGAUCAUUGGAAGGAUGAUGCCGGAGUGCAUUCGAAGCUUGUUGAUGCCUGUGUCGCGUUGAUCUCCAGCUUCCCGUGUUGCGUUCAAGCGCAAAUCCGGACGAAGCUUGAUGACUCCACCCCAGCACCAUCCUUCCAGUCCGCUGGAAGUCUUGAUAGAUGGAUACGCUGUGGAAAGGUUUUGAUUGAUAUUGAGUGGUCCUUUGGCUACGGCGCACUCAUGGCGCUGCAUGGCGUCGUCAAUCUUGUUCCAUUUGCCACGAAACCACCCGCCACUUGGAAACCUUCCGUAGACGAAAUCUGGAAGCGGCUGCAAGAACGUGACGCCAUGGCUCGUACGGUACGAUUUGCAAAGAGGGAAGAAGCGCUGUCGAAGUAUAUCUCUGAAGCAUGCGCUCCUUUAAACGCGCCGCCAAAACGAUCGAAACGAUCGAGAGGGCUCCAUUUGCAGUUGAAGCAGAAACCUUCCAGAACAGACGGCCACAGUACGACGGCAUCCGGGUGUACCCGCGAGCCCUCACGUACUGUUGCAGACCAAGCAGCAUCUACCAGCCCGCAGGAGCAGUCGUUCAUGCCUCGAUCGCCGGAGCCGGGGGGAGAAUGCGGAAGCGUUCUGGCAGUCGGCUUUCCCAUGCAACCCCCCGCGGGAAGCGGGCUUUACUCCACUCACGACGGUCUCUCUGGUUCUCGCGCGCCGCAGACGGGUAUGGACGUCGACUGUCUGCAAUACGCAGCUUCUUUGCCGACAGAGAACUCUGGGCCGAGUCAGUUAGCAUUUUCGAACGAUGGAAAUCGACAAGCACUCGGUGCUUGGUCAGAACCUGGCAUCUGGGGCGCACUCGAGGGAUUCGAAUUUGCUCCUCUACCUUUGCAGAAUGACCCUUACAAAAACCACUGCCCAGAACUGACUCACGCAUCAAUGGGCCUGCCAACAGUAUGGCUUUGA
Messenger RNA from Colletotrichum orchidophilum, 999 nucleotides. RefSeq lists its product as uncharacterized. The transcript has 4 exons. Bases 1 to 999 code for a protein of 332 amino acids. NCBI's taxonomy places the organism in Eukaryota, Fungi, Ascomycota, Sordariomycetes, Glomerellales, Glomerellaceae. The record is from RefSeq and is a predicted model, not a curated record.